AGAACGUCAGUACAGUACUCCACCUUUACUUUUCCUUUCGCUCCCUUGCCCUAUUUCUUCGGACAACGAUGCAGGUAGUUCGCAGCCAAGCAUGUUCCCGCUUUAUGUCCAGGUCUACGGUGCAUUCUAGACUUCUACCCUCUCACGUCCAAAAACAGCUCUCUCUUCGAGUGAUUUCGCGGGCAUUGGCGACAACUUCUGAGCCUGCAACAUCGGGUGCACCAAGUCCUCCGCCUUCGCCUCCCAAACAUCCAAAGUGGAAAGGCUUUCUCCAAACUUUAGGGCGUGUAACUCUUGUCACAAUCAUUGCAGCCACGGGAACAUUUUACUAUGUCACCCAAAAGGACCGUCAUCCUGGAACGCAGCUUCCAUUCGAUCCCGAGAAGAAAACUCUAGUUAUUUUAGGAAGUGGCUGGGCUGCUACCAGUCUCCUCAAGGGACUGGACACCACUCAUUACAACACUAUUGUUGUCAGCCCAAAGAAUUUCUUCCUCUUUACGCCAUUACUUCCUAGUGUGGCCGUUGGCACGUUGAAUGCACGAUCUAUCCUACAACCCACGAGAUAUAUCACGCGCUUCAAGAAUCGUCAGGUUUCCGUAAUCGAAGCCGAGGCCAAAGUUGUUGAUCCCAUUAACAAAACAGUGACCUUCUCAGACGACUCGGAGAUCCAAGGCAAAGUAUCGUCGACUACAAUUCCUUAUGAUUACCUCGUAUAUGCCGUCGGUGCUGAAACUCAGACUUUCGGAAUCCCUGGAGUCAAGAAGCAUGCUUGUUUCAUGAAGGAGUUGCAUGACGCUGAGCGGAUGCAAAGGCAGUUCAUGGACUGUGUUGAGUCUGCUGCGUUCCCUGGUCAAAGUGAUCAAGAGAUCGAUCGUCUUCUCCAUAUGGUGGUUGUUGGUGGUGGCCCUACAGGAGUGGAACUCAGUGGAGAGUUACACGAUUUCUUAGAGGAUGACCUCAAGAGUUGGUACCCCGAGCUUGCCAGCAGAAUCCGAAUCACGCUGGUCGAAGCUCUUCCUUCCGUGUUGCCUAUGUUCAGUAAGAAAUUAAUCGACUAUACUGAAUCCACGUUCAAGGAAUCGAAGAUCGAUAUUCUCACCAAAACCAUGGUGAAGGAGGUCAAAGAUAAAAGUGUGGUCUUGCAGAUGCCCGACAAGAGCAUCGCAGAAGUACCAUGCGGCAUGGUUGUCUGGGCUGCGGGAAACACAGGGCGACAGGUGACGCGGGACCUGAUGGCGAAAUUGCCAGAGGAGCAGACUAACAAGCGUGGAAUUACCGUUGAUGAUCAUCUAAUGAUGAAGGGGUCAAAUGGCAGUAUAUUUGCCGUUGGAGACUGCACAGCUUCUUCGUAUGCUCCCACUGCCCAAGUUGCAUCUCAGCAAGGCGCAUACCUCGCUCGCAUUUUUGCAUUGGUAGCCAAGAAAGAUAACCUCGAAGCGCAGCUCGUCAAGUUGGAAGGGACGACGGAGCCUGAAAAGCAGGCUGAAGCCGACCGUAUCAGGAAACAAAUCGACAAGAUUAAACUGAAGCCUUUCCACUACUCCCAUCAAGGCUCUUUAGCUUACAUUGGAUCAGAAAAGGCCGUUGCAGACUUGCCCAUUUUUGGACAUGAGUGGGCCAGUGGAGGCGUGGCGACGUACCUUUUCUGGCGAAGCGCGUACCUCAGUACCCUAUUUUCCUUGCGUAACCGCACCCUCGUUGCGUCCGACUGGUUAAGAGUCAAGCUCUUUGGACGUGACGUGAGCCGCGAUUGAAAGGCGUGCCUUUAUUAUCGAUAAACUUUAUGCGACAUAGACAUAGACGCUAGAGCCGCACUUAGAGAGCGGACAUGCUCAUAGACAUUUCUAUUGGUAUUAGUAGUUUUUUCUAUACGCAGUAAUUAUACUCGAGCUUGAUUAAGGCUGUGAAGCCUUGCAUUCUACUAUGCAGUGGUUUCUUAGUAUCCCGAGUUUGCGCCCCCCAUUUUUUCCCCCUUUGGAAUAGAACCCACUAGGUUACUGUGAUUUUACUGUAGUGACGGUUGACACUUCACUGGUACAUGUAUGACAUUCACGUCCAAAACCAACGUCUCCGCCGCUGAGUUUCAAGCCGAAGGACUCUGAAAUUCAACCGGAAGACCAACUUGAAUGGAAGUCUUUCAAGUUGCCAUACAACACAUCACAGCUCGCCAAUAUUGGUUUUAUCACAAAAACUUCUAUAUUAUAUAUCCUCGAACAUGGUGCGUCAAGGAUCAUUGAGCUUGAAAUCUUCAGGUUUAAUGAAGCCUUGAACAACCAUGGAUAUCCUCGAGCUUUGUGUUAACUUCGUGCGUAAUCUCUUUCUACCGUCGGGGUUGUCGCCAUGUAAUUGUUCUGCGUUCAUGGAUCCAACGUCUUCUACCUCAUAAUUACGCAGGUGGAGCACUGUGUGGCUUUAUCUAGCUUUCGAGACAGUUAUAAGGAGUGGUAAAGAGUGCUGCCGAGCUCUACAUUCCACCAUAGUCCUUUUCGUGCUGAAACGAUUAAGGUCAGGGGAGGUUAUAUCGAGUUGACGCCAGGGGCGCAGUAAUCUCCGAGAAAUUUCGGUGCCUGCGAAUGGAUUUUGAUAGGCAAAUAAUUCGUUUCCUACGGAGAUAGACCACUGGUUUGUGCGCAGUGCUAGUAUAUCCAAACCAGUCCAGGAAUUGCAACAACAUCAGAUUCUUGUUUUAGUAGCGUAGGUAGAGAGGGAAGUACUAAUGUAAUGCUCCGUCUUGCCCAGCAUAUAGUCCGGGCCUUAUUCGCUGUGG
Molecule: messenger RNA, 2767 nt
Organism: Serpula lacrymans var. lacrymans S7.9
Lineage: Eukaryota; Fungi; Basidiomycota; Agaricomycetes; Boletales; Serpulaceae
Gene: NDE1
Product: mitochondrial external NADH dehydrogenase, NDE1
Exons: 19
Coding region: 69-1754 (561 amino acids)
Molecular function (GO): NADH dehydrogenase activity
Source: RefSeq, a predicted model, not a curated record